ACAAAGACAUUAUGCUGGAUAAAAAUGAUUUCGUGUCUGUAGAUAUAACAGUUAGAAAACUGCAGGCAGAACCUGGCAAUCCAGUUUUAAUAUAUAAACAAACUAAUGAAGAACUGCCUCAGUACCCAGGUCUAUGCAAAUCGGACUUUUUAUUAGGUAUUAUGAAUAGUGCACAAUUAAAAAUGCUUGAACGACAUAGUAAUUGUAUCAUGAUAGAUUCUACCCAUGGCACAAAUCAGUAUGGUUUAAAUUUGACAUCUGUUUUAAUUAAUGAUAACAAUUUUGAAGGAUUCCCAGUGGCAAUCUUGUAUUCUUCAAAAUUAACCACUGAAACGUUUGCUGCAUUUUUCAGUUCCAUUAAAGAAAGACUUCCAAAUUUGAAGACAACAGUUUUCAUGUCUGAUGAUGCUCCGGCAUAUUACAACGCAUGGUGCUCUGUGUUUGGAGAGGCAGAUCAUCAUUUACUUUGCAGCUGGCAUGUGCAACGUGCAUGGUUCAAAAAUUUGAAUUCUAAAGUCCGAGAUCCAGAAAUAAAGAGUAAAGAUUAAGUCAGAGUUACUGAAAAUUCUAAAAGAAAUCGAUAUUGUAACUUUUGAAAGACUUUCCGAUGCUUGUAUCAGUGAUUAUGUGUUGCAUGAUGAAACUCGAGCUUUUGGAGAGUAUUUAACCACAUACAUGCAACGUAAGAAACAGUGGGCAUAUUGUUACCGAACUUAUUUGGGUGUUAAUACAAACAUGAAAGUAGAGCGGUGGCAUCGGCAACUUAAAUACGAAGAAGCUGGUGGAACAGUUAUUAAAAGAUUAGAUAAGUCAUUGCAUUUUGUUUUAACUGCAAUAGCCAAGAAAUUAAUGGGUCAAAUCAUUUCUGUGGAACGGCCAAAAUUAACUUCUAGAAUGAAGGAAAUUAGAAACAAACAUGAAAGGAGCAAAUUCAUGGCUGAUUAUGAAUUAUACGAAAUAAAGCCAAAACAGGCAUGGAUUGUAUCUAGAAGUCAAGAAGGACUGAUUCAUACAAAUAAUGUGUAUUUUGAAAAAGUGUGUAAUUGUAACAUUCGAUGUCAUGAGUGCGACAUCUGCAUUCAUCAGUUUGUUUGUUCAUGCAUUGAUUAUAGUGUGAGAUUUCAGAUAUGUAAGCACAUUCAUUAUGUAUGCUCAGUUUGUGAUAUAGAUUGUGGUACAAAUGUUUGCUCAGAGAAAGAUGAUUUGAUAAUUGACGUAUCUGAAAAUGAUGAGCAAAUUGAAGAACAUUAUGCCAUCACACAAGAAAUCAGAAGAAAGGAACAUUCAGAUUUUGAAAAAGAAAAGGAAGAGUGGCAUGCAGAGUUUCAGUUUUUAACAUCACAGGCUGACACAGAGGAUAAAAAACAAAAGGUGAGAGAAUUCCUAAAAACUUUAAGAGCAUCUUUUGCUACUUGUGAAAAACUGCCAACUAUACCUUCAAGUUCAGAAUGUGUUAAUGAGCCAGUGAAUAAAUUUAUAAAGCAUCAAAGGAGGAACUAACUCCUAGCCCGGGUCUACGGACUGAAAAUAGGGCAUGGGCAGGGCCGUAGGAGGCAGUUCCCUACGUGUGGUCAACCAUGAAAUUGUAAUGUAUUUCUUCGGUAGAAUUACAGUGUCCGCAAAAGAAAUUUAAGAAACAGCUCAAUGAUUAUAAAUAGUACCAUUAACUGCUAUUAUUAAAACCAAAAGCAAUAUUAAUGUAUCUUUAAUUAAUCUUUUGAAAUUAUAUCUCUGUAUAUUAAAUAAAUGAUCUGAUUUUUGGGGAUGGUCUGCCCUCCUAGAAAGUU
Molecule: messenger RNA, 1787 nt
Organism: Stegodyphus dumicola
Lineage: Eukaryota; Metazoa; Arthropoda; Arachnida; Araneae; Eresidae
Source: RefSeq, a predicted model, not a curated record